AGCUCAAGCACGCUGCACCUCCCCACUCCUCCUUUAAUAAACAUGGCUGAACUGAAAACGGACGGUGGAUUUUAGGACUGCACCCGUCUGCUGCAGCACCAGCACAGUACUCGCACACACUCACACUGUUGAUUCACACAAGAAGACUCAGCAUGAGCUGAAUGUUUACAGCGCGGAGCCAAAGCAGCGAAAGUUUGAGUGUGACAGCCGCUAACGAAGAGACUUGAGCGGGACGGACCAGCUCCAGCUGAGAUACUACUGCAUGCAAAGCGUAGACUAAAUACUGCUUUUGCAUUUAUGGAAACUAUGCGUGUCUACUGAAGAAACCCUGGAUUUAUUGCUCUGAAGUAGCCUAAGACAGUCUGGCUUACAUUUGAAAGAGGUUUAAGCUGCUCUUAUAUGGAUUCACAGUUCACAUUUUUGUUGUAUUGCCCCGUUUAAAUGAUGUUCUCCGGUAAACAAACGAAGCCGACUUUUAAGUCUUAUCUUCCUCCACUUCAGACUGACUUGAAGAAAAGUCCUCAACUGCCCAUCAAGAAGCUAGAAGCAAAACUUCUACCAGGUGAAAUAAUUGUGAAUGAGGCUAACUUUGUAAGGAAGUGCAUCGGUUCAGAAAGUCAGGAUGACCUCUGGGGGAAACUUGUGUGUACUAACUUCAAAGUUUCCUUCAUUUCCCAUAAUUCAUUGCCACGAAAGAGAUUCCAGUGCACCCACCGCCUCUUGGGCGAGCAUGAUAUCCCGCUGGCUUGCGUGGAGCAGGUAGUAACAGUGAAUGAUCUUAAGGGGAAGCAGAAGAUUUUAGGUUCCAAUCAGAAGUUGAAAUUUAACCCUACUGAGCUUAUCCUCUACUGCAAAGACUUCCGCAUCAUCAGAUUCCGCUUUGAUGAAGCCGGACCCGAGAGUGCCAAAAAGGUUUGCCUGGCCAUCGCUCAUUAUUCCCACCCUGCUGACCCACAGCUACUCUUUGGCUUUGAAUAUGUCGGAAAGCGAUACCAUGGAUCAACAGGUGACCGGGUAAAUGGUGUUGACCGUGGCGGGGGGAUGCAGACCCCCCUGUUUGACUGCUCCUCUGACUGGGACAGAGAGAUCAAGCGUACUGGCGCCUCUGAAUGGAGAGUGUGUACCAUAAAUCAAGGCUAUUUCAUCUCGCCCAGUCUCCCAGAAUUCUUUGUGGUUCCGGUAUCUCUAGCAGAUCAGGAUCUGAAGCAAUACGCCUGCUUCUUUUACUCCCAGCGCAUCCCGUUAUGGUGCUGGAAUCACCCCAGUGGAAGCGCUCUGGUCCGCAUGUCUAACAUCAGUGACCCACAGCAGCAGAGGAAGGUGGAGCAGCGGAUUUCCAGUGCUAUCACUAAGAGCCACCCCCUCCGCAGUGAUGUCUUCAAGUCCGAUUUGGACAAAAACCUCCCAAACAUCCAGGACAUUCAGGCUGCUUUGCUUAAACUGAGGCAGAUUUGUGUUAUAGAUCCCUUCGAGGAGUCUGAAGAGAAGUGGCUGUCAUCCUUAGAGAGCUCAAGAUGGAUGGAGUAUGUCAGAACAUUUCUACGGCAUGCAGUUGAGGUAGUCUAUAUGCUGGAGAGCAGAAAUGUGCCUGUCAUACUUCUAGAGAACGAGGAUCGGGACCUGAGUUGUGUGAUUUCCUGUCUGGUGCAGCUGAUGUGCGAUCCUCACUGCAGGAGUCUGCAUGGCUUCCAGGGACUGAUCCAGAAGGAAUGGGUAAUGGCUGGGCAUCGGUUCCUGGACCGCUGCAACCAUCUGAAGAAGAAUGACAAAGAGGAGUCUCCUUUGUUCCUGCUGUUCCUGGACUGUGUGUGGCAGCUGUGGAAUCAGUACCCAGCAGCCUUUGAGUUCACGGAGGUGUACCUGACAGUGCUGGGGGACAGUAUGUGGGUUCCCAUCUUCAGCACCUUCCUCUUCAACUGCCCCCGACAGAGAGCAGAGAACAGCAGGGAUUUUGCGAGCAGUAAGAGUAUUCACCUGGGGCAGGACCAGGCUCUGCGCUUUCCUCCAGUGUGGGACUGGUCUCAACAGUUCAGUCUUAAAGACCAGACUCUUUUUAAUAACCCCCUGUAUGUGGGCAAGAUCGCCACCUGUGUGCAGAACGGCACAGUGAAGACAUUCACACACAGACGCAGCAAGAAAAACUACAGUUCCACGCUGCGGGGUCUGCCCUCGGCUUUGCGAAACGGAUCGCUUGGGCCGAACGACACGCUGGCGCGCCGGAACUCCCUCGUGCUGCGUCUGCGUUCGGAUUUGUCUCAGGUGCGGGAGCAGCAGGAGACCCCAUCGGAGCGCUUCAUCCGGGACUACUUCUCUCAUCCUGUCGACCUACAGGGCCUGCUGCUCCCCCAGCUCCUCCCAUCCCACCUCUCUGUCUGGAAGCUCUACUUCCUGCGCUGGGUUCCCGAGGCUCAGAUUCCUCAGGGCGGCCCCAUCACCGCCUUCCACAAGCUCUCAGUGCUCACAGAUGAGAUUGAAAUGCUCCAGAGCCAGUUGAGGCAGUACAAAGGAGCAGGCAGUACCCCUAACAACCUGCACGCGGAGCACAGCAAAAUGUACUUUAAGGUGACUUCGACCCCUCACCAGACCCCUUCUCCUCCAGAGUACCUCAGCUCCUCGUUCCCUUUCUCUCCUGUUGGUAACCUGUGUCGCCCCGGCAUCCUGGGGACUCCUCUUAGCAAGUUCCUCAACGGAGCCAAGAUCUGGCUCUCUACAGAGACACUGGCUAAUGAGACGUUUUGAGGGCAGACUGCUGGGACAGGACUGUGAGGUCAGACAAACAGGAAGAUCUUCUCAUUUUGAAUGUGCAGGCUUGAGGGACUGAAAGUUACCUGGACAUUUUUACAGUCUGUUGAGAGUUGUCAGUCAGUGAAUUUUUUUUUUUUUUGCACAAGAUUAAAUAUUAAGCUCCAAUCGCACAUCAUUCUGACUUAGGAUUGUUUGGAUCUGUCGUACACUGCCUCUCCUGUGUUAAAAUACUUUGGGGGAUUUCUCCGUUUGAGGCUUGAGGCAUUAGUUGGAAAGGAAGUAGAACUGGUAAUACUUCAUAUUAAGCUUCAGUUUGUUAUCAUUAGUUAAUACAUUAGGUAUCUUGAACUAACAAUAAACAGUUGUUUACCACUUAAAGGUAUGAAUACACAUACUACUGUUUGAGGUUUGGGGUCAGUUAUUGGAUCAAAAAAUAUUAGAAUACGGCUAACUUUUGAAAAAUCAUUGUCAUUACCCCAGUCUUCAGUUUCACAUGAUCCUUCAGAAAUCAUCCUGAUAUGCUCAUUUGAUUCUCAAAAAGCAUUUCUUAUUAUCAUUGUUUAUUCAUAAUACCUUUACUAAUAUUAAUUUAUACAAAUGAGUACAGUAUAUGUAGAAUUAACAUUAAGCAAGUUUAAUAAAUGCCGGUUAUUGAAACCUAAUGCAUUAAUUGAUGUGACAGAUUGAUCAUUAAUAUAUAGUGUUUUUGUAGAACAAUAAAUUAAAUAUAUGGUAUAAAAUGUGCAUAUGUUUUAGCUUUUAAUCCUGAAAUACGUAGUUGGAGAUUUCUUGAAACCUUCUGGUAAGGUCUAACUUUAGUUAGCUAGCUGCAUUAAAAUCAAUAACCAAAAUUGUGAAACUUGAUAUAGGAAUUGACAGGGUUUAUUGGUGUAAACCUGUAUAGCAGGCAAUAAGUGUGCACAGAUGGGUGUCUGUCGGGCUGGCUGGAUUCUGGUCUUUCUAAAGCACAGCUUGGCUGUCUGAAGGUGACUGACCGCGGCUCAGGCCAGUCAGCCGGUUGAUUUGGCUUGCAGUGCGGUCAGUGUCUCAAACAGCAUCUGACUGUCAGAAAAGACAUUUCCAAUUUGUUGUUAAUGCACCUGUGAACUUUAGAGUUAUUUUACUAGUGUGACUGUAACCUUGGUCUUGGUUUGAUGUGUAGUCUUUUUAAUUAUAGAUUUUUAUUAUGGUUGGGGACUGUAUUUUAUUUUAUAUUUUCGAAUUUAUAUUCCUUAACUACUUGUUCCUAGAACUGGUACUUAUCCUUUUCCCCUGAAUACCCUUUAACAGGAUGUUUACCAGUUUACCAGUCGUGCUGCAAUGAGUAUGAAAACUGUGUUUGUUCUAAUGGCGUGGUUUGAUUUGUCAAACAGCACUGAUAUUUAUUCAGUUAUUCAAGAAACCUAAACAGGGAUAUUGUACAGAUCCUCUGUGCUUUGUUGUGGGCCCUCUUUGCAGUGUACCUGUUCCUUUCUCUGGUUAUUAAAGAGCUACAAAAAGCAUCACAGGAGUUUCCCUCUGAUGUGUGAAUGGAAGUACGCUGACUAGUUCCAAAGCUUUGUGUGGCAGUUGUUUAGAUAUCCGUGGUUGCUCAGUUGUGCCUGUGUAGUGGAUCAAUGACAGUUCUUAGUCUUAGUUUUUGUUUGUGAGCUCAGGGGAGCCUUGUGAGGCAAUAUGCAAAAUUU
Messenger RNA from Carassius auratus (goldfish), 4430 nucleotides. Its product is annotated as myotubularin-related protein 10-like. Gene Ontology annotation, cellular component: cytoplasm; membrane. Gene Ontology annotation, biological process: phosphatidylinositol dephosphorylation. The coding region runs from base 442 to 2739 and encodes 765 amino acids. The transcript has 16 exons. The record is from RefSeq and is a predicted model, not a curated record. NCBI's taxonomy places the organism in Eukaryota, Metazoa, Chordata, Actinopteri, Cypriniformes, Cyprinidae.